AUGGCGGUGACCGCGCGCCGCGUGCCCGGGCCAGGUCCCGCGCCGGAGGCCCGGUCAUCCUCCCUUCGCAUGUGCCUGGUGCUGAUGCUGGUGGGAGCCCUGCUGCAAGGGAUCCGGCCACUGGGCGGCUGGGCCGAGGCCGCCAUUGCCGGUGAUUACGAUGCCGACAUGCCGCCGCUCCUGGCCAUGGCAUCCCCCUACGGCUCGGUGUCCGUCGCCGGGCUCUCCUUCGAGCGCCUGUACCCGACCGAGCCGCCGGUGCAGAUUCAUCUCCAGAAUACCGGGUGCCAGUUUCACGGGCCCGCUAUGCAGGAGGAUCUUUUCUUUGAUCGGCGUCUGGGCAGCUUCUUCUCCAAGACCCCCUCCGGGAAGGUUGUCCUGGCCGACAUCCCGCUCGAGGCAAGCCCAUCGAUGCUGGCGAUGGCGGCCCCGAGCGGGGGGGAGCCACUCUUUGCCUGGCUGUCCGGGAAGGUGAUGGGCUUCUCCUGGCACGCCGACACCAUUCAGCACACCUUCGCCGAGGGGCAGGAUCCGAGUUUACUGGCGGCGUCGGCCACCGGGCCAAGCGCCGGCCGGGCCCUGGUCAAGCACGGCAACACCAUUAGCUUGAUGGUCCUCGUUCCGGGCGAGAUCCAGAAGAGCGGCAUGGCCAUCGACACCACCGGGGCCGUGGCCGGGCUGCCGGGGCACUUCUUCCUGGCCACGGCCACCGGGUGGACGUGGUUAUUGCCCAACGGUACAUUGAUCCCGACUCCCCUCAAUGAGGCGGUCCUCCGGCUGGCAGCCACGCGGUACCUGACAGCCGAUCCCGACCGGGUGGAUUUGGUCGUGGUCACGGCCUCUCGGCUGUUGAUCUACCUCGGACUGGGGGAUGAUGGUACUUGGCAGUCUGUCCUCACCAACUUCCAACCGACCUCGCGGAACAAUCUCAACCUGUCGCUGGUGCCACGCGUGUCGCUCGCUACACUUCCCACCGGGUACCUGUAUCUGCAUCAGGGAACGAGUGCGCUGUGGCGGGUUGUGUACCACCCGACGCGCUUGUUGUGGCAGCGUGUCCUCGGACCCUCGUCCAUGACCCUGACGGGGAUGGGGCUGGUGCCGGUCCAUGGGGCCAGCGCGCCGGGACAGCCCCCGGAGCAGUGGCGACUGGCGGUCGGCAUGCGAACCUUCACCCCGGGCGAGCUGCUCGGCUGUGCCGGGGCCGACCCCUCGAUCGCGUGUCACCCGACCGAAGCCAAGUGGGAGUGUGCCCCGGGGCGAGUGUACUCGCCUUUGACCUCGUCGGCGGAGCUGUGCGCCGGCUGCGCCGACGGCUAUUACCGGGCGCCACUACCGAAGCAGCAAUACCGCUGUUUGCCCUGCCCCGGGGCCGGAUGCCGGGCCUGCGUGGCCGGGGUGUGUGUUGCCUGCGCCGAGGGGUAUUUGCUGGAAAGGUCGGCCCAUGGCGGCGGGCCGCCGGUCACUCGGUGCGUGAGUGACUGCUCACCGGGCUUCCAGGCCGAGGGAGCGGUGUGCCGACCGGCGACCAUGCCCCCGGUGGCGGUGGCCUUCACGAAGCUGCCCAGCCUGGCCAAUGGCCAGACUAUCCUGUCGCUGACCCGGAGCCGGGCCUACGCGCAGGGCGAUCAGCUGUACGUGUCGAAUGCGUCGCUGGAGGCCCCGGAGCCGGGGGCCCUGUUGGUGAUGCUGAGUGACCGUUCGCUGGGCUUCCUGGACAUGGACCAGCUGCUGGCCAGCCCGACAAGCGGCCCAGUGUCUGUGACGGGGAUUUCCGGGUCCUUCUUUCCCGUGAGCUCUUCGACCUCCCUGCUGGAACUCGGACCGGUCGUGCUUCCGCAGGGGGAGGUGCGACUGGCACUGGUGAGCAUGCACGGGGGCCAGAUCCUCGCUGUGGUAUUCCAAUGUGUCCUCUCGGGCUCCGGGCCCGCGGACGAGUGCCAACUGCAGGUGCAAUCGACCAGCGGGCCGGCGAACAUCUCGGGGACCAACCCGCCGCGGCGACUGUCGCCGACUGUCCUGGCAGUGGGCAAUCAGCAUUUCGAGCUCAAUGCCGCGGGCAGCUUGGUCACGGUCACCGACCCGGACACCUCUUCCUCGGACAUUCCCAGCAUGGGGACCCAUGUGGAUCGGCUUACCGGGCUGCCGGCUUCAUGGGUCUAUCGGAUGAGUGGUUCCCAGUUGAUUGCCCAGCCGUGGGCCCUCCUGCGGGUGGGGGACAGCCGGUUGAAGACCGCUGACGGGCUGCUGAUCAAGCCCAUCAACCCGCUUCCGGCGGAGGGCAUGUCUCCGGCUUCGGGUUCCACGUGUCUUUGGGGUUGCCCGGAGGCCGGUCGGCCGGCCGGGGCAAGUGCCCCCGAUGCCGAGGGCCAUGCCGAUGGCGGCCGCACGGUCCGCAGCCGAGCCAGCGGGACCGGGAGCUUCUCCUUCGAGCCGACCGGCUCAUGGCGGCCGGUGUACCUGGACGCCGGGGCGGCCCGGCGCUCGGGGCCCCUCCCCCCGGGGGAUGUCCUGGUGACUGGGGUCCUCUCGCAUGGGGGGACCUGGCACUGGGGCGUGGUGAACUACUCGCUGGGCCUGGAGCCCCAGGGCCGGACCCGAGCCAUUGCCGGGACGUCGGAGCUGCUGGCCCCCGUGGGUCCGCUGGCGGGUGUCACCGGAAAUGCGCCCUUCCACGCGGUGGCCCUUCGGCUUGCCGGGCUGCCGGAGUACCCCAGCGCCUUGGUGGUGCUGCAUCCGGCCUUCUUGGGGGUCAUGCUGCUGCACUGCCCCGUCGGGGAGCUGGCCUGUCGGCCAGGGCCAAGGCAUAUAUCCCCCUACCCGGCCGACUUGGAACAGACUGGCCACGAGUCGCUGGGAGUGGAGCAGCUGGUUGGGCAGCCAUCGCGGCUGCCCUCCGGCCGGCCGGCCAGCAUCAACCUGUUGCUGGUGUAUCGCGGCUUGCCCGCCACGAGUUUCCUGGUGCAAAUGGCCAUCGACAGCUGCCCGUCUGGCACGUAUGGGCCUCUGUGCCUGGCUUGCCAUGGGUCCUGUCAGACGUGCACCGGCCCGGACGCGGGGGACUGUGUGCUGCCCAAGUGCACGGCCUUCCUGCCCUCGGCCCCGGGGGUCUGCCUGUCGGCCUGUCCGGCGGGGCUGGUUGCCGAUGCGACCGGGGCCUGCCUGUGUCAUGGUAGCUGUGCGGCAUGUGCGAGCGCGGACGGCGUGGGGCCCUUCAUAUGCACGGCAUGCCCCUCGGGGAUGGCCGUGGCCCCGGCCGGCGAGCAGCAAGCCGGCCAGUGCGUGUCCUGCCAUGCGUCCUGUCGGGAGUGCUCCGCCCCCGGCAGCGCCGGGGCUUGCACCGGCUGCUUGGGCUCGGGGAUGUUCCUGCAGCCGGGUGGCAUGUGUUCCGGGGCCGUGGACUGCCCGGCUGGGACCUGGCCCGAUGGAUCGAUGGACGAGUGUGUCGCCUGUCCGACUGGGUGCUCGGCCUGCCGAGACGCCGUCAAGUGCUCCGCCUGUGAGGCUGGCUUCCUGUUUGAAAGUGUGAUGCAGGUGUGUCUGCCCUGUGCGCCGGAAUGCACUGCCUGCGUCGGGGUCCCGGACAACUGCCUGGCCUGUCGAACGGGGUACCGGUGGGAAGACGGGGCACCGCCAACCGGAACGCCGCCGGCGGGCAAGUGCAUCUUUUGUGGCCCCUCGUGCGCCUCCUGCCAGGAUGAUGGCCAGUGCCUGGCAUGCACCAACGGAAAGCUCCUGACGCCGGCCGGCACAUGUACGGCCACAUGCCCGAGUGGCACGGGCCCUGUCGCCGGGGGGGCCGUCUGCGGGCCGUGCCACGACACGUGCAGUCUCUGCACGAUGGCCGGCGUGGCUGAUUCCUGCGUGGCCUGUGUGCAGGGGGGUCUUCUUCUCCGGCACACUGAGGGGGCCAGCUGUGUGGAAAAUUGCCCGAACAAGUAG
Messenger RNA from Fonticula alba, 3939 nucleotides. RefSeq lists its product as hypothetical. Bases 1 to 3939 code for a protein of 1312 amino acids. The transcript has 2 exons. Lineage: Eukaryota; Rotosphaerida; Fonticulaceae. The record is from RefSeq and is a predicted model, not a curated record.